AUGCUGGUCCCGGGGCUGCUUCUGUCUGUCUACCCAAGCCGGGACGGAGGGGGGCUGGGGUGGGUGGGCGGCUCUGAGGAUGCCUUCAGUGAGGCACAGAGCGGCGCCGAGAGGGGCGGCGCCGCCGCCGCCAGCACCCCGGACUACGGGGAGAAGAAGCUGCCCCAGGCGCUGAUCAUUGGGGUCAAGAAAGGGGGGACCCGCGCGCUGCUGGAGGCCAUCCGAGUGCACCCGGACGUGCGGGCGGUGGGCGUGGAGCCGCACUUCUUCGACAGGAACUACGAGAAGGGGCUGGAGUGGUACAGAAACGUGAUGCCCAAGACCGUGGAAGGGCAGCUAACCAUGGAGAAGACUCCAAGUUACUUUGUGACCAACGAAGCGCCCAGGCGCAUUCAUUCGAUGGCCAAAGACAUCAAACUGAUCGUGGUGGUGAGGAACCCCGUGACCAGGGCCAUUUCUGACUACACUCAGACGCUGUCCAAGAAACCCGAGAUCCCCACCUUUGAGGUGCUGGCCUUUAAAAACCGGACUCUGGGGCUGAUCGACGCGUCCUGGAGCGCCAUCCGCAUCGGGAUUUACGCCUUGCACCUGGAGAACUGGCUCCAAUACUUCCCCCUCUCCCAGAUCCUCUUCGUCAGCGGGGAGCGCCUCAUCGUGGACCCCGCUGGGGAAAUGGCCAAAGUCCAAGACUUCCUGGGCCUCAAGCGUGUGGUGACCGAGAAACAUUUCUAUUUCAACAAAACCAAGGGGUUCCCGUGCCUCAAGAAGCCGGAGGACAGCGGUGCGCCCCGGUGUUUGGGCAAAAGCAAAGGGCGGACUCACCCCCGCAUCGACCCCGACGUCAUCCACAGACUGAGAAAGUUCUACAAACCCUUCAACAGGAUGUUCUACCAAAUGACCGGGCAAGACUUCCAGUGGGAACAAGAAGAGGGUGACAAAUGAGCCCGCUGCAGAGUCGGAUGGCCAGAAGGCUCUGUACCUGAGUCCUGGGUUGCCUCCUCCCACCCCAGCUCCCCCCUCCAGGGUCCGAUGGCAGGUCAGCCUUUUGGGGUGGGAGAGGGGAGGGCAGCAAGUCGCCUCCCUGUCAGGAUCCCUCCAGCACUGAGGGCUUAGGCAAAAAGAUGGGAUCCGUGGCCCUCCCAUAGGGGAACCAGACCAGCCUGGACAGCCAGCUGUCUCUGGUUGACCAGAUG
Molecule: messenger RNA, 1193 nt
Organism: Dipodomys ordii (Ord's kangaroo rat)
Lineage: Eukaryota; Metazoa; Chordata; Mammalia; Rodentia; Heteromyidae
Gene: Hs3st4
Product: heparan sulfate (glucosamine) 3-O-sulfotransferase 4
Exons: 3
Coding region: 1-942 (313 amino acids)
Molecular function (GO): [heparan sulfate]-glucosamine 3-sulfotransferase activity
Source: RefSeq, a predicted model, not a curated record